Molecule: messenger RNA, 3189 nt
Organism: Capsella rubella
Lineage: Eukaryota; Viridiplantae; Streptophyta; Magnoliopsida; Brassicales; Brassicaceae
Product: origin of replication complex subunit 3
Exons: 18
Coding region: 55-2259 (734 amino acids)
Biological process (GO): DNA replication initiation; DNA replication
Cellular component (GO): nuclear origin of replication recognition complex; DNA replication preinitiation complex; nuclear pre-replicative complex
Molecular function (GO): DNA replication origin binding
Source: RefSeq, a predicted model, not a curated record
AAAGAGAGAAGUUGUCGAUUUGCUCCACCAACGACUGUUCGUUCUCCUGCUCCCAUGGCGCCUUCCGGCACCGUCGCUGAUCCCCUACCAACUUCAACCAACGAUUCAUUUAAUUCCGGCGACACAUCAGAGAAUGACAUUCGGCCAUUUUUUGUACUCCACAAGGCUUCGUCUGGGAGCAACCUCCAUGGGAAAUUAAAUGGGACUGUGAAAAGCAAACGGAGGAUUGAGUCGCCUACGCCUAAAAUUGCUAAGAGAUCUGAAGUCGAAAGCGUUGAAGAAGAUGGCCAAUUUUUCUCGACUCUACGCUUGAAAGUAUUUGAGACUGUCUGGUCGAAAAUCGAAAAGACAAUCGCAGAUGUUCUGAGAAAUUCCAACUCCAAAGUAUUUAGUGGGAUUUAUGAUUGGAUAAGGGAAUCAUUUGAAUCGAUCGUAUCAUCUGGGGCACUGAGGAUAUCAGAAGCAGUUCGAUCUUAUCCUGUUUUAACUCAGGCUUCUUCCAAGCAACUGCUCACUGCUAUGGUUCUCACAAGGAAUCUGGAAAUGGUUGAUGAUUUAUUGACUUUUCAAGAACUGGAGUUGCAAUUGAAGACUCAAGGAUGCCAUGUGGCUAAGCUUUCAUCUAUGGACUUCUCAGCCAAGACUAGUGUAGGAGGUUGCCUUAGAGGUUUGUUACGCCAGUUUGUGAUGCCAACCAUAGAUGUGGCUGAUGUAACCAUUCUUGCAUCAUGGUAUAGAGAAAACAAAAACCAUGACAAUCCCGUGGUAAUAAUUGUGGAUGAUACAGAGAGAUGCUGUGGGUCUGUCCUGUCAGAUCUAAUUCUUAUAUUGAGUGAAUGGGCAGUCAAAGUUCCAAUUUUUUUAGUAAUGGGUGUGUCCACAGCACAUGAUGCACCUAGAAAGAUACUAUCAGUGAACGCGCUGCAGAGACUGUGUGCUAUUAGGUUUACUCUUAGUUCUCCUGCCGAACGAAUGGAUGCAGUUCUCGAGGCUGUUUUUCUAAGGCCAUGCUCUGGGUUCACUGUUAGCCAUAAGGUGGCGAUUUUUAUGAGAAGUUACUUUUUGUGCCAAGAUGGAACACUGACAUCUUUUGUUCGAACUCUCAAGAUAGCUUGUCUACAGCAUUUCUCAUCAGAGCCUUUAAGUAUCAUGCUCGAGCACUUCUGUCAAGAUGGUAUUAAUCAGCUGUCAGACAAAGGUACUGGACUAUUGACAGAAGCAACAAUGAAGCAUGCCUUUCACUUGCCAUCUGUGACGAGGAAUAAAAUUACGCGGAGUACUUAUGAAAUGCUGCCUCAGUUUUUGUCUGACUUGCAAAGGAUGCCAAAUCCCUGGAGCAUAGUAAUUUUGUGUAUAUAUGAAGCUGGAAAGUAUGAUAAAGUUCGACUGCUAGACAUAUUCUGUGAGACACUUGACCCAGAAGCACGUUACUUGAGAUAUUUUUCACCUUCGGCAACUGCCAACUGUCAGACUCACGAUUCAGGACGUAGUUGUGUUAUUAGACGGGUUCUGCGCAAGCUCAGGGACCUUUCACCUUCACAGCUGUCUAACAUGUUGAAAAGUUGGGAAAAUCUCACUGCGGAUUUCAGUGAGAUCAAUGAUAAAGUAAUGGAAUUGCAUCCGUUUAUGAGAUCCGUGGAAGCAGCAGGUCAGAGACAAGGACUUCCUAACAGCCCAAAAAAGCAUGCAUCACGAAGCAUUUCAAAACAUGAAAAGGAGCUUAAAGCCAUGACUGAUAAGGUCGCCGUAGUCAUAGAAUUCAUGCUAAGGGAAUAUAUGAAGCCAGUUGAGAAUGUUCCUUUCCAUGAAAUUUUAUGUUUCAAGGAUGUCGAUAAACUUCAAUCAGCUUUGCUUGGAGACCCAAGAGGCAGGAUCCAAUCAGAUCUACUGGAAUCUCACAAUAUCCUUCACUGUGUGUGUUGCAGCAAGAGAGGAACAAAUCUAUUGCCUUCCAUGCACGAUACGUCGAUUUUGUACACACUGGCACAAGAGCACGCUGAUGUUAUUAACCUCCAUGACUGGUAUCAAUCUUUCAAGACAAUACUUGUUCCCCGGACUAGCAAAGCUAAACCAAAAUCAAAGUCAUCUUCAAAAUCAAAGAAACGGAAGGAUAUAUGCGAAGAACCAGAAGCACCCGCUGAAGCUCUAAUUCAAGCUCGAUUUUGCAGAGCUGUAAUGGAGCUUCAGAUAGCAGGACUAAUUCGCAUGCCUUCAAAAAGACGUCCAGAUUUUGUACAAAGAGUGGCUUUUGGUUCUUAAGGAUAGUUUCAAUACUUCCUUCCAUUCUUCCCAUGGACGAACAAGGCCAACGUAAAUUGCCUGAGGACCAUAAAAUCCCAAGUUGAAGAUCCCAAUGGAUACUUGUCCAGUUGGAAUUUUGCCAACGAAACUGAAGGGUCUAUCUGCUCACUCAACGGUGUCGAUUGUUGGGAUCUGAAAAGGGUUAUGAGCAUUCAGCUUUCUGGUUAUGGUCUCAAAGGAGAGUUUCCUCUUGGAAUUAAGGAAUGUUCUGAUCUGACAGGUCUGGAUCUCUCUAGAAACAACUUCUCUGGUCCUUUACCAUCCAACAUAUUCUCUUUAAUUCCAUUUGUUACAAUUCUCGACCUCUCCUACAAUCAAUUCUCCGGUGAAAUCCCUGUCAGCUUAUCAAACAUUAACUAUCUGAACAGUCUUACGCUUAGUCAUAAUCAGUUCACUGGCCAGCUUCCUCCCCAGCUAGUGCUACUUAAACGGCUCAAAUGGUUCUCAGUGGCAGACAAUCUUCUGACCGGCCCUGUCCCGAAUUUUGAGGAAUCCUUGCACAUCGUACCUGAGAAUUAUGCUAAUAACCUGGAUUUGUGUGGUGGGCCUCUAGAUGCUUGCGUUGAUCGGGAAGAAGAUAGAGAAGAAACUAUCCCGUUCGGGAAGAUGAGUGCAGCAAUUGGUGCGGCUUUUUUUGCACCAGUAGGUGCAUUCUUAGGCUGGUUCUUCUCCAAUGGUAGUAAAGAGAAACAAGGAGAUAUAAGACGCCGAAACUGGUUUUAGUACAUUGGUGACUGAAAGUAUCUUGAUCAAUGUCAUUUCUACACACUUAUACAACAGGUAACUAAAAAGAGUAUAUCUAAUACUUUAUUAUAUCUACACCUUAAGAUACUUGAGUAAACUAUGAUUUGUGACACACAAAUAAAUUACUGUAUUAUGUUAAAAGUU